Anopheles coluzzii is the source of this 2045-nucleotide messenger RNA. RefSeq names its product adenosine deaminase-like protein (gene Ada). The record is from RefSeq and is a predicted model, not a curated record. Gene Ontology annotation, molecular function: adenosine deaminase activity. Bases 947 to 1969 code for a protein of 340 amino acids. The transcript is spliced from 6 exons. Lineage: Eukaryota; Metazoa; Arthropoda; Insecta; Diptera; Culicidae. Gene Ontology annotation, biological process: adenosine catabolic process; inosine biosynthetic process.
AACACAAUACAUACACAUGCUACUGGUGAUAAGCGAAUGGAUUUGUUAUGGAUUCCGACAAGAUCAAACCAAGUUCUGAUGUAAUUUUGGAAUGUAAAUUGUUGUUACAGAGAGGAAAGCAAUGAUGUUGAGCGUGUGUAGUACAUAUAGUGAGACCUUACACGGUGGAAAGAAAACGUAUCAACAAAGCAAAACGAAAACAAGUGUAUUUGUCCACCCCACGCCACCCCCACAACAGAAAGGCCUGAAUUGUUAAUGAAAGCAAAUAUUAUUACGGUAAACGAUGACGAACCCUCCCCCCUUUAAAAAAGGAAAGGUGUUUCGAGUUUUACAAUCAUAUCCUCUGGUAAACAUUCACAUAAAUACACACACCACACACAUUGUGUAGGAGAGAAAAGCUACAAUAUAUACAGGUCGCCACAUACUACUGCCAGACCAUAAUAAUGAUGAUGAUGAGGAUAGUGAUGCCCAUUCCUAAUCUUAACUCUCCUCUAAGUCAUGUGCGCUUUGUUUUUUGGUUAUGAAAAAGCCACAAAUUAUAAUGUUGCAUGAUGAUGGAUACACGGUGGAAAGUGGAAGUGGAAGUGACCAGGACGUACAAGCGUAGCGAAAGCAUUGAAUUUAUUUCCGUAGAGAAAAGAAAAAAAGAAAAGAAAACAAGCAAAUUGCUCUGGGAAACAAUGUUGAAAUAUUGAUACAAAAUAAAUUUGAAACAGAACAUGUGCAAAAAGAAUAUUUGUUUUCUUUUUACAUCCUUUUGUUUUGUUUAAAUAUUCCCCGUUGCUAGAGCACAUGGUCAGCACGUAACGGUCAAUUCAAACGAUUUGCGCCUUUUUUCUGUUCUGGGAACAUCGAUCAAAUGUCACUUUGAUUUGUUUUGCUUGCAUUUAUUCCUGUGAAGCCGGCAUUGGAGAAGCAAGCAGAAGAAAGCCGAAAGAGUUUUACGAUGGAUUUUUAUCAUCUUCUACCGAAAAUUGAGCUGCAUGCCCAUCUGAACGGAUCGCUCAGUAACAGCACCUUGGCUGAGCUGCGCGAGCUGAAGUAUGGAAAGGAAGUUCCCAGCGGUACUGACGAUUGUUUUUACAAGAUUUUAAACGGAGAAUCUCUUACCCUGGAAGAAUGCUUUAAAAAGUUUCAAUACGCGCACGAUUUGACCGAUCGCCGGGAAGCGCUGGCACGAGCGACCGAGCGAGUAAUAGAAGAGUUUGCCAAAGACAGCGUAAUCUACCUGGAACUGCGCACAACGCCCAAAUGCACUGCGCAAAUGACGAAACGCGAGUACCUCACUACGGUACUGGACGUGAUAAGAAAAUCGUCCGAAAAUCAACGAGGAAUCCUGGUUAAACUGUUACCCUCGAUCGAUCGCUCGAAGGGUGUCCAGGAGGCGAUGGAAAACGUCAAUCUUGCCAUCGAACUAAGUUCCUCCUUCCCCGGCCUAAUGGUUGCGUUUGACCUGAGUGGCAAUCCGUUCGGGACCACAUUUUCCGACUUUGUACCGGCGCUGCAGCGGGCACGCGAGCAUGGCUUCCGUUUGGCACUGCACUGUGGGGAGUUUGAGGAUGAGCAGGAGGUGAAGGAAAUGUUUGCGCUCGGCGUGGACCGCAUUGGGCACGGGACGUUCAUAGAAGGAGAGAAUCUCGCUUUUGCACAGGAACAUAAAAUUCCCUUCGAGUGCUGUCUGACCAGCAAUGUAAAGUGCAAAACUGUACCGUCCUACGAGGAUCAUCAUGUUGCGAAAUUGCUGAAACUGAAGCAUCCCGUGUGUGUUUGUACGGACGACUUCGGUGUCUUUGAAACGAGCCUGUCGCAAGAGCUUAAAAUUUGCGCUUCCACCUUCAGUCUAACGAAGGCCGACAUGGUAGAGAUGCAGCGCAAUGCAAUUGAGUAUUCGUUUGCUAGCGAGCAGGAGAAAAAAGAGUUGCGCGCCAAAAUUGAGCAAUUCUCAGAGACGCUGUCGAAGGAGCUGUAAAAAUUGCAACUCAACAGGACAAAGAAAGGAGACACAAUUUCAAGGUAAACAUUGCAAGGAUAACUUCCCAACAGAA